Messenger RNA from Rubroshorea leprosula, 564 nucleotides. Lineage: Eukaryota; Viridiplantae; Streptophyta; Magnoliopsida; Malvales; Dipterocarpaceae. The record is from the annotation of a GenBank genome assembly.
AAUUUCAUUACACAUCCAUUGUUUCAUCCGGAAUUCUAACAAACACCCUCAUAGUCAGGUAAUAUUCGUUACAUUUCUUCUGCGCUCCUUAUCCUCUCCUCAAUUCUCAGCUCAGAUCUAUCCGCAUUUCAUAGUAUUAAUUUUUUCUCAGAUUUUUACGGAUUCAAACUGUUUGAUUUGAUUUCGCAAAUGUUUAAUAUGCUGUUGUUUGAUGUUUUAAUGUCGGUUCUUAGUCUUGAAUCUAAUGGAGUUUUAGCAUUCCUUAUUGGAUCUGUUAGUUGCUUUGGCUUCAGAAAGUACUUCUUGGUUCUGGGUUUUCAUUGGGGGAAAUCUGAUUCAUAUCUGCCAGUACCUUCACAAUUCUGGGUUUCUCUUGUUUUUAUUGGAGGAAAUCUGCUUCAAAUCUGUCAGUAACUUCGCAAAUCUCUUUCUUCUAAGCGUUUGGAUUAUUUCAGAUCUGGGUUUUUGAUUUUUUCCCAUUUCCUGAUCUAAUUCAUCUGAAUGUCAUGUUUGAGAAUUAUAUAUUAGAUCUCUUAAUCAUUUUAAUGUCAAAAUUGAUUUCAU